AUGCAAGUAUCUCGUAUCUCUGCUGCUCCAUGUCGACCUCGUGUUGUACGUGUACGUCCGAAACCAAUUCUACCAAACAAUAACAUCGAUAAUGCUGGUGUCCAUAAUUCACUACCAGUUUCUCCACUCACACAGAAAAAUCUAUCAUUUUCUUUUCCGAAUGAUAGUUGGAAUUCAAAAGCCAGUUUCGCAUUGAAUCGACAAAGUAGGGUAUCACCACAAGAAAGAGAUCCAUGGCAGAAUAGUACGGAACAAUCGAAACAAAACAGAAAAAACCAACGGUAG
Molecule: messenger RNA, 285 nt
Organism: Rotaria socialis
Lineage: Eukaryota; Metazoa; Rotifera; Eurotatoria; Philodinida; Philodinidae
Source: the annotation of a GenBank genome assembly